This is a messenger RNA of Spirodela intermedia, 5381 nucleotides long. NCBI's taxonomy places the organism in Eukaryota, Viridiplantae, Streptophyta, Magnoliopsida, Alismatales, Araceae. The record is from the annotation of a GenBank genome assembly.
AUGGCCCGCACUCUUCUCUCGCAAUUCGUCCUCCUCUCCAACGAUUCUCCGCGGCUCCACGCCCCAAUGUGGGUGACCCUAGAGGCUGCUGCUCAUUUCAUAGUCUUUUUCUUUCGGCUCCUGAUGUCGCCUCCUCCUCCCAUCAUAUCUUCUGUGGUUUCGGCAGAAGGUGCUGCUGGAGAACGGGUAGGAAGUCGGUGGCUCGUCUACCGGUGCGGGGACGCGCCGGUUUCCUCUGCCUGUGUAGCUCUUCGGUCCCUCAAGCCAACGCCGACGGUUCAGAGACUUCAACGAGUACUCGGAAGUAAGAAACGAUCCCGGAGUUGUGUUUUAUGACCGAAUUCGAUGAUGCUCCAUGAACUAUAUUCAAUCGAAGUUAUGAAUUCGACACUAUGGCCCUGACGCGUUGUUUAACGCCAAAAUGAAGUCCUUUUGUACUCUAUUUUCUUAUUUCCCUUUGUAGGAAGAGGGUAGUCUCUGGCGUCCAGCCAACUGGAUCAGUUCACCUCGGGAAUUAUCUUGGUGCCAUUAAAAAUUGGAUCACUCUCCAGGUUGGUUGAACUUUAUGGGUGUCACUUCUCAUUUCAAUAUCUUAAGAAACUUGAGCGUUUUUUCCAUCAAUAUUUGGUUAUUUCAAUAUACAUCUCCUAAUAUUUUAUUGGUAGUUUGAAUGAUUGAUUGCGACCAAUUCCUAGAACUUGAUAUGAGCUAGCUUAAAUUUUCUUUCAACAAUCAUGAAAAUAUUUCAGUGUUUAUCUGUUUUUUUUUUUAAACUCGUUGCUUCUCUUUAAUGUUCCCUUUUUUAUAUUUUUAAACCUAUAUUCUAUAGUGAUGAUUCGUAGAACCCGAGGAAAUCAUUUUUUUUUUUAAUCUUCCGUAUAUAUGAUUCUUCUGCUUUCCAUUCUUCUUUGCAGGAUACAUAUGAAACGCUAUUCUUCAUUGUGGACUUACAUGCGGUGAGCUUUGAUCUGUUAAACUUUAGUGUUUUUUGUCUCAGUCUAUUUCUACUUAUUGUAUUUGACAACCUGCUAUUGCUUUUCUCAUGUCUAGUAGUAAUGUGCCUCGUAAUUUAGUGUAAUUGUUACUAUGUUACAAGGCAUUGCCUUAAGAUACAAAGCAUGUGCACUGGAUGAUGAUGAUGAUGAUGGUGAUGAUUUUGUGUAUCUUUUCAUGCUCUUGCCAACACAUUUCCCAAAAUGGGAACGAAACAGCUUCGAAUGGAAAUUUAUGGCCAGAGCCAGACUCGGUUAAUCACCUUAUGUUGGAGUCCCCUUGGCAAAACUUCAGCUCCAAACUACAAACUGUCCCAAAAAAACAUCUAUCUACAGCUGUGUGAUCAUAUGCUAUGAUCUGUUAAGUGUCCCUUUGAUGCUGUCCCGUUGAUCAGACAACUUUUUGCGUAAAAAAGACCAUUUUCACGAGCUUGAUGGCUCAUAUUACGGUCGCAAUUCCAUUCCCAAUGUUAUUGUAUAUUUAUGUGUUUUCAUUUGUAAGAGGAGGCAUCGGAUGCGAGUAACGUUCUUAUAAUUUGGAGAAUUUUUCUCUGAUAUUGUGUGCCUAAUUAGUAUCCAGAACAAGAAGAUUUAUUUGGAAGUUUUAAAUCUCCUUUCAACCUGGUCCUGUCAACUGUUGUAAUCGUUGUGUUGGUCUGAAGAUAGUUUCUCCAUUUGACAGAUCACUCUCCAAUAUGAUGCUCGGCAGCUGAGUGAAGCAACAAGGAGUACUGCAGCCCUUUAUCUGGCAUGUGGCGUUGAUACAACAAAGGUUCAACACUGUUAUUUCAUUGAAUCGUUUCCUAUUUUUGGUUCUCUAUUACUCCCAUCAGACCCAAGUACUUAUUUGUCUUUAAAUUUAGGCUUCUGUCUUUGUUCAAUCCCAUGUUCGUGAACACGUAGAAUUGAUGUGGCUGCUGAGUUCUACCACUCCAAUCGGUUGGCUGAACAGAAUGAUCCAGUUUAAAGAAAAAUCUCUCAAGGCGGUGCGUUGCAGCUGUAUGACAGCUUCAUUGAUCAUUUGUUUCAUUGAAUUCCUUUAUCUAUCUCAUGUUCAUUUUUACCUGUUAUAAUCGUUAAUUUUAUCGUAUAUCGUGCAAUUCUCUGUGAUUGUUCAAAGUAUACGAUUGAGAGAAAAUCCUGGACAUACCUCGAGUAAAUCAGAAGCAACUAACAGUUGUAGUGUCUCACUUACAUGCAUUAUAACCUGUCAGAUAUCUAAGUCAGAAAUCUCAUCACCUAUAAACUUAAUUUUAGUAGAAUGGUACGCCAAUUUUUGUACUACGUCAAAUUCAAGCUUCAAAAACUAAUUAAUUAUUUAAGUUCGGCCUGACACAUGCUGGCUGCUAACACAGUUUAAGGUGGGCCUGGUUUUGUCAAUUGACAACCUCCGUAGAUGUCAUUGUACUAAGGUGAUAUUUUAUGUUUUCGGUUCCUAUACACGCUCAAAACUGAACUUGGAUCUCUUGUUAAUUAUUGAAAACACAUUGGACAAACAGAAAAUGACUGAUAUGAAGAAAUGAAAAGAAGGUGACUCAGCAAUAAUCCAGACUGGAUGUGUUAGUACUCGUGUGUUAACAGAGUCCUCUGGUGCCAAAAGGCAAUCUAUACUUAUUCAUCUUUCAAUCAAUACCUCUUUGUUCUUGGAACAGCAUAUGUGAAUAGAUUCAUGCAAUUUAUACCGAAUAAAUUUUUCACGGACAACAUUUAGAGAGCCACCUGAGUGAUGCUAUAUCAUCUCUUCUACUUUAGCUGAAAUUCGUGGCAUUGCUUUAUUUCAUAGUGGCAUUUAUUGGAUUCUGUUGGAUAUUGGUUAUUUAUAUCAGAUAUAUGAGUCUUUCAGUUGAUUUGGGAAGUGUGCAUUAUUAACCGUUCUGUGGUCAAAUUUUGCUCUAGGGCGAUGAAAAUGUUGGAGUUGCACUUUUGACUUACCCUGUCCUCAUGGCGUCGGAUAUCCUUUUGUAUCAGGUAAGCAAAACUGAAUUUACCUUUAUGUAAUUUUUCUCUCUUUGGAUGUUUUCUGUCAGGUUCUUCAAUUGUGCCGCCAAACAUAGACAACUUUAGAUAACAUGAUCUAAGACACAUUUAUACCACGUAUCAGUUGAUUUUUCUCUGCAUUGCGCUUGAUAGUUAUAUAAUAAAUAUAGGUACAUCCUGACAUUUUUUUCCAGUGUCUUAAUGAUCCAAUUCUUAUCUAGUGAUGGAUGCAUGGCAGGCUGAUUUUGUGCCUGUUGGUGAGGAUCAGAAGCAACAUCUAGAGCUGACACGUGAAUUGGCUGACAGGGUGAAUUACUUAUAUGGGGGAAAGAAAUGGAAGAAACUCGGAGGGUAGUAAGGGUUUUCAAUUGCUUUAUUUGAAUGUUAAAUUAUUUCCAUCUUUCUUCCUUUUCCAAUGGUGCCAUCAAUUUGAUUGUCUAUCUCAUACUGCCUGCAGAAGAGGUGGUGCACUUUUUAAGGUACUUGUUUUGAUGGUUGUAGUCUCUAUUUUCCAUUUUUAUCAUUCUAUCUUAAUUUUUUAUUUUUUUGGAAAAAGAUGCAUUAUUUUCCUGUAUCAAUCUUCUAUAAUAGGUUCCUGAAGCCCUCAUUCCUCCUGCUGGGGCUCGUGUAAUGUCUCUAACAGAUGGUCUUUCAAAGGUAUCAACUUGUUCAGUCUUCCUCUGGACGAACAAAACUUGGACAUGUCGUAUAGAUUUAUAGCAUGUGGUAGUAAGAACUUUAUAAAAAUGCUCAAAAAGGUUUCUAGUACUUUUCUUGUGGUCAUUUAUUUAUGUGCCGACCAAAAUUUGGGUAGAAAACCGAGGAUAAUACAGUUUAAUGGGCAGUUGAGUAAACUUUAAUGGAGAUUAAAAAAUAUCUAGAAUGAACUUCACAAAGAGCUGUCUAUUAUUCUUUUUCACGAGUCAUCUAUGAUGACAAGUUUCUCUGAUAUCUGUUUGAUUGCCAAUCCAGAUGUCAAAGUCUGCACCGUCUGAUCAGUCUCGUAUCAAUCUCCUUGAUACAAAAGAUGUGAGACAUAGUCAUUCAUUCCUUUUCGUGGUCUUCUUUUGAUGAGCUUUUGCCCCCGUUUCUAUCUCCCUAUCUGACACUAAUUGGCAUUUAUAUACUGUUUUUCAGGUAAUUGCAAACAAGAUUAAGCGUUGCAAAACUGAUUCAUUGCCCGGGUCUGUAUCAUGAAUUUGGUCACAUUUUUUUUUUUAACGUAAAUUUUUCUUGAUGAGGUGCACUGGAUUUUGUUCUUUGGUUUGCGAAUAUUCAGAUAAGAAUCUGAGAAAGAAAACGAUGCUAAUGUGAACAUCAAGUUAGAUAUAUUAUGAUUUCCGUUUUUAUAAAGCUAUGGUCUUGACCUACCUACCCUUAUGGCUUGGAGAGCAGAACGUAGGAAUAGGAGUGAGGCUUCGCUGAUUGAGAACACUGGGGGUUUGGGGGCGGGUUUCUACUGCUGCAAUUAUUUAUUUAUUAGACCCAUAAUAUGGAGACAUUUUUACAUCAUUUGUUGAUAAAGAAUCAUCAUCUCAUGGAUUCCACAUAAUUGUUGUAGCUGAAAUCUUUUCAUGCCUCAUAGAUAUGAUUAUGAUUAUUGUCUAUUUCCAGCGUAUACAUAGCUUCUGAUUCUGUAAUUGAUUCUUAACUGAAAUUUGCAUGAUAUUUGAUGAAUCCCUCUAAAACUGGUUGACGAAACAUUAUUGAGAAGGAGAUUAAUGUAUGCGUCAGCCCGGUUUUUUAUUUUAUUAUUUCAGUUGCGUACAUUUCCCGAAUAAUUCCUUCCUUUCACCUAAUAAGAAUCCCUUGACAUGCAGAUUAGAAUUUGGCAACCCCGACAGACCCGAAUGCCACAAUCUUCUCUCCAUUUACCAGCUUGUCAGUGGAAAGUCAAAAGAGGUACUGAUAAUUUUCUCUCUGUUCUGUUAAUAUACCGAAGCUUUCCUUUUUCUCCACAGUUUUCAGAAUUUUUCACUCUUCUUCAGGCGGCUAUGAUCAACAUUUUCUGGAUAAUCAUAUAUUUUCUUUUACCCUUUUUUUCUCCGGCUUCAGGAGGUUGCAUCAGAAUGUCAAAACAUGAACUGGGGUACAUUCAAACCCAUCCUCACGGAUGCGCUGGUUGACCAUCUCCAACCUAUUCAGGUUUAUAUCUCUUCUUCUUAUGCUGCAUUAUGUUGGUCUUACAUGCAGACCCAUAUCAAGUUCCUCUUGGUACUUUCUACGCCGUCUAUUCUUAGAACAGCCCACGUUGACUUCUCUUCCCUGAACUUUCAGGAACGUUACAGUGAAAUCACAUCCGAUUCGGGUCACUUGGACAAGAUUCUGGCGGAGGGCGCUUCAAGGGCCACUGCCAUAGCAGAAACAACGCUCAAGAAUGUCUACCAAGCGAUGGGAUUCCUGAAGAGAUGA